Phoenix dactylifera (date palm) is the source of this 1014-nucleotide messenger RNA. The record is from RefSeq and is a predicted model, not a curated record. Lineage: Eukaryota; Viridiplantae; Streptophyta; Magnoliopsida; Arecales; Arecaceae.
AUGUUGAUAAUCUCAAUUUAUGUUGAUGACUCAAUUUUUACUAGUGAUGAUGAAAGCUUGAUUCAAGAGUUCAAAAGAGAUAUGAUGCAGGCUUAUGCAAUGAGCGACUUGGGGCUAAUGCAUUAUUUUUUAGGAAUUGAAGUAUCCCAAACACAAAAUGGGAUUUUCAUUUCUCAAAAGAAGUAUGCAGAAGGCAUUAUUAAAAAAUUCAAGAUGGACAGAUGCAAGUCAGUUUCUACUCCCUUGGUUGCAAAUGAAGAGUUAAAGAAAGAUGAUGGUGCUAAGAAGGCAGAUGCUAAAAUGUAUAGAAGUUUAGUUGAUAAUUUCUUGUAUCUUACAGUUACUAGACCAGACAUAAUGUUUGCUGCAAAUUUACUUUCCCAUUACAUGCAAGAACCAAGUCAUAACCAUUAUAGAGCUGGGAAAAGAGUUCUUAGAUACUUGAGAGGCACUCUUGAUUAUGGGAUUCUUUACAAGGCUGGAGAAUGUUCGAAUCUAAUUAGUUACAGUGACAGUGAUUGGGCCGCAGAAGCAGAAUAUAUAGCUGCAGCAAAAGCAACUUCACAAGCUGUGUGGCUGCGAAGAAUUCUUGAAGACAUUGGAGAAAGACAAGAAGAAAAAACCAUAUUGUUUUGUGACAACAAAUCAGCCAUUGCUAUUGGGAAAAAUCCAAUCAAUCAUGAUCGUACCAAGAUUGCAAUCAAAUACCAUUUCAUAAGGGAAGCCAUAGAGAAUGGUGAAAUUCAGCUCAGGAAGCGGAUCAUUGUAUUCCAAACUAACCGUGACGGCAAUCAAGCAGCUUAUUUUAUGGCGAAACUUGCUCUAACGGGUGAUAUUGAAUUGCCUACGGACUUGUCUGCUACUUUAAAGGCUGAUUGCUGGAAUGUGUGCCAUGAAAAGGAUUUUCAGGAGAUUGCAGGCUGGCUGGUGAAAGCAUUGCGGAUGCUUGCUGGGUUUUUCGCUAUUGGUCUAAUCAUCCUUUAUCUACUCGGUUUGGCUGCUUGCAUCAGUUGA